AUGCUGACUUUGGAACACCGGACUGACAAAUGCGUCUUUGGCGAUUUCAGCGUGAUGUCAUAUGCGGUUGCACCGGGCGUAUUGACAUUGAGGCACGAGUAUCCUCAGGCAUCACGAGAUCGCGCGCUUGUGGACGUCCGGCUGCUCCUGGAAACGCUGACAGCGAACCAGGUGCAGGUGGGUGAGUGGGUCAAUGUGAUCGGAUACGUCAACAGGAUUGUACCGGCACAGUCGACCAAGUUCCCAACCAGGGAGGCGAAAUGCAAAGAUGUGCAUGUCCAAGCCCUUAUCCUUUGGUCCACCGGACCACUGGAUAUCCAGGACUAUGAGCGCUGUCUUGGCAACUGGGCCUCUAACGUCGAUACAUAA
Molecule: messenger RNA, 369 nt
Organism: Grosmannia clavigera kw1407
Lineage: Eukaryota; Fungi; Ascomycota; Sordariomycetes; Ophiostomatales; Ophiostomataceae
Exons: 1
Coding region: 1-369 (122 amino acids)
Biological process (GO): telomere capping
Cellular component (GO): CST complex
Molecular function (GO): single-stranded telomeric DNA binding
Source: RefSeq, a predicted model, not a curated record